This is a messenger RNA of Chondrus crispus (carragheen), 444 nucleotides long. RefSeq lists its product as hypothetical. Gene Ontology annotation, biological process: RNA processing. The transcript has a single exon. Gene Ontology annotation, molecular function: RNA ligase (ATP) activity. The record is from RefSeq and is a predicted model, not a curated record. Gene Ontology annotation, cellular component: tRNA-splicing ligase complex; nucleus. The coding region runs from base 1 to 444 and encodes 147 amino acids. NCBI's taxonomy places the organism in Eukaryota, Rhodophyta, Florideophyceae, Gigartinales, Gigartinaceae.
AUGGGCGUCACGACUGUCGGACAAGUCGUCGCCAUGAUCCAUUCGGGGAGCAGGGGCUUGGCACAUCAGGUGGCUACGGAUGCGUUGCAGCAUAUGGAAAAGGAGAUGGCGAGGGAUGGGAUCGUGGUGAGUGAUAGGCAGCUCGCGUGUGCGCGGAUCGAGAGCAAUCAUUUGGCCGAAAUGGCAGCCGCAGCGAAUUUUGCCUGGGUCAACCGGAGCUUGAUGACGUUCUUAGCGAGACAGGUGUUUGCAAAGUUAUUUAAAAAGUCGCCGGCAGAGGAGAACAUGCACGUGAUCUACGACGUGAGCCACAACAUUGCCAAAGUAGAAACGCUCAAUGUAUAUGGGAAAGUGAGGAAGUUGCUGGUGCACCAUAAGGGGCCGACGCGUGCUUUUCCGCCGCACCAUCCGCUAGUGCCGUACGACUACCAGAUGAUGGGGUAG